CAGUGACGUUCCCUUCCGGUUUUGGUUUGGGUCACUAAGCUCGCGCAUGCUGUUGAAAAACAUAUACUCGACACUAUUUGAAAAUGAGUUCUCAGGAAGAAAAUAGAAAUGAUUCUGACAAAGAAGAUAACGAAACAGCCCAGCUUACAACGCCUGUUGAGGUUCACUCUGCAAAUGCUUGGGAGAAAGCGGAUCUUGGUGAUGACGAUCGAAAAAGCAAGUUUUUGAGACUCAUGGGCGCUGGAAAGAAGGAUCACCAUGGAAGGUUUAUUAUCGGUGAUCAUGAACCAUCACAUGCUAGAGCAAACAGCAGAACAGCUGAAAUGGAGCACAACCUGGAGGAACAAUAUCAGCACAGUCUGGCUCAUCGAUUACAGGGAGGCCGACGUGGCCACAUUGGUCUUGGUUUCCAAGAACAGGACAAAGAAGAACCAGGUGCACAGGCUGAUGAGAGCAAAGGAGAAAUACAACAAGAGGGCAGUGAUGAGGUAAUUAAAGAAAAGGAUGAGGAUGCUUGUGAUGAAACUGAAGAGGAAAAAGAAGAGGUGGAGGAGGUGGUGGACCAAACACCAAAUAAAAAAGAAACCAAGAAAAGAGAAUGCACAGAAAAGGCUAGUGCUGAGGAAUCAAGUGAGAAGAAAAAGAAGUUUAUCAAAGCAAGUUCUUAGACUUAGAAGACACAGUGCUGGGGAGAAUUGAGAGAUAAAAAAGACCAAGAGCCAUGUUCAUCUCCAUUUUAUAUGUUUGCAUUUUCAUUGUUAAUGAUCUACUUUCAGUCUGUCGCCUACUGCAUUAUUCCUGUUGGUAGUACUUAUGACUAGUUGGAAAAAACCCCAAAUCUGUUUCCUUCACUGGCUUUAUAGAUGUGUUAGUGUAAUUUCCUAAACAUGCUAAAGGAGUCAGGGAGACGAGUAUUAAAUGCAGAAAUCUCUUUGCAGUGUUAGAUAUUGCUCCCUUGUUAAGUUUUAUAUUUAAAAAAUGUUAUUAAUGUUUGAGUUAUUGCUGUGCAGAAGGAAUGGGCUUCUUGUGUUGCAAACAAUUGCUUGUAAAGCUCCUUACAUGAAUGAAUACAGGAUUGUUAAUAUUCUUUAGCAUAUUUAACUCCUUCCCUGCAGCACUACUUCGUUACACAUUAUGGGCUCAAGCAGAUAAGUGAUGAAAUGCAGGGAAAGCGUAAAACUUAGCACAGUAGCUGUUCUCCAUCUUUUCCACUCCAUUUAAAUUCUGUAUUCACUGACUGAUAUUGGCAGCUUGAACAUUACAUGUCAUCUGACCAUUUUAACAGUGUGUAAAUGAAUCUCUUUUAUCCUGUGUUGGCAUGCCUUUUGAAAGAUUUUUGAAAAUGCUUCAUAUUACAAUUAUUGUACUGUUUAAUAAAUGUGCUGUCUUCUGGUUAAAAAAAAAAGAGAGAGACAGGCAAAAGAAACUAAA
This is a messenger RNA of Pomacea canaliculata, 1431 nucleotides long. RefSeq names its product small acidic protein-like. The transcript is spliced from 4 exons. The coding region runs from base 84 to 668 and encodes 194 amino acids. NCBI's taxonomy places the organism in Eukaryota, Metazoa, Mollusca, Gastropoda, Architaenioglossa, Ampullariidae. The record is from RefSeq and is a predicted model, not a curated record.